Molecule: messenger RNA, 423 nt
Organism: Penicillium manginii
Lineage: Eukaryota; Fungi; Ascomycota; Eurotiomycetes; Eurotiales; Aspergillaceae
Product: 60S ribosomal protein uL14
Exons: 4
Coding region: 1-423 (140 amino acids)
Biological process (GO): translation
Cellular component (GO): ribosome; cytosolic large ribosomal subunit
Molecular function (GO): large ribosomal subunit rRNA binding; structural constituent of ribosome
Source: RefSeq, a predicted model, not a curated record
AUGUCUACCAGAGGUCGUGCCGGUGCCUCGGGCAACAAGCUCAAGAUGACCCUCGGUCUGCCAACUGGCGCCGUGAUGAACUGCUGUGACAACUCCGGUGCUCGCAACCUGUACAUCAUCGCCGUCGCCGGUACCGGUGCCCGCCUGAACCGUCUGCCCGCUGCCGGUGUCGGUGACAUGGUCAUGGCCACCGUCAAGAAGGGUAAGCCCGAGCUGCGCAAGAAGGUCAUGCCCGCCGUUGUCGUCCGUCAGAGCAAGCCCUGGCGCCGCCCCGACGGUAUCUUCCUGUACUUCGAGGACAAUGCCGGUGUUAUCGUCAACAACAAGGGUGAGAUGAAGGGAUCCGCCAUUACCGGCCCCGUCGGUAAGGAGGCUGCUGAGCUCUGGCCCCGUAUUGCUUCCAACUCCGGUGUCGUCAUGUAA